Molecule: messenger RNA, 1551 nt
Organism: Gigantopelta aegis
Lineage: Eukaryota; Metazoa; Mollusca; Gastropoda; Neomphalida; Peltospiridae
Exons: 2
Coding region: 1-1551 (516 amino acids)
Biological process (GO): DNA integration
Molecular function (GO): nucleic acid binding
Source: RefSeq, a predicted model, not a curated record
AUGUCCACGGCUGUUGACAACUGGAUUAAGGGGUGUGGCAGAUGUGUUAGACGGAAAUCGAACACCAAUAUUCGUGCUCCAUUAGUCAACAUCUCCACCAGCCAGCCAAUGGAGUUAGUCUGCAUGGACUAUCUGACGUUUGAGACAUCAAAAGGAGGUUUCCAGAACAUCUUGGUGAUCACAGAUCACUUCACCCGUUAUGCUCAGGCUAUUCCUACAAGAAACCAGACAGCAAGAACAACAGCAGAGGCUCUCUUCAAUAACUUCAUUGUUCACUAUGGAUUUCCUCUUCAAAUCCAUUCUGAUCAAGGAGCCAGCUUUGAGAGCCAGCUCAUCAAACAGCUUUGUUCAGUGGCAGGGAUAACGAAGUCGAGAACAACCCCAUACCACCCGAUGGGAAAUGGCAUAACUGAGAGGUUCAACAGGACUCUUCUUAGUAUGUUGGGAACAUUAGAUCCUAACAAGAAGACUGACUGGAAGUCUUACAUCUCACCUCUUGUUCAUGCUUACAACAGCACGAGACAUGAGACAACAGGACAUUCACCUUUCUUCUUGAUGUUUGGCCGCCAUCUUAAAUUACCUGUGGAUAAACGACUACAGGAUUCUUACAAGCUGGCAUCCGACCAUAUUGACCAAAGCCAACACAAGCAGAAGAAGUAUUUUGAUGCAAAAGUGCGAGGUGCAAUCAUCCAUAUUGGAGACAGAGUACUUGUCAGGCAGUUGGCUUUCGAGGAAAAACACAAACUGGCAGAUAAAUGGGAGGAAGAUGUGUACAUUGUACAUCGUCAACCUAAUCCAGAAAUCCCAGUAUUUGUGCUGAAGAGAGAGGAUGGACAGGGAAGGAGUCGCACUUUACAUCGCAACCUUCUCCUGCCAAUCACUUCUCUUCCUUUUAUUUUAGCCAAUGAAAAGCCAAGACGGAUACUGCCUGACAAACCACCAUCGACGACAAGACUGCGACCGCACCUACCAAAGACACCAGUGAGAAAACCACAGUUAUCAGAAUCCAACGAUGGAGCAACCCCAUCUGGAGAUGAUAGUUUGUUGGAGGAUUAUUCUGAUGGGUUUGUGGUUGGUCCUUCGGUUCAAGAACCUCCAGUGGUCAGCGCCCCAAACAUCGCUGUCAUAGAUGCUGGAGAAGGAACUAGUUCAGGAGAUACCACCCAACCUGACAUUGCGAUCAGCAACGGUGUUGAACAGGAUGAAGAACCAGAAGAGGAACCGUUGGAAACAGAAACCUUAUCAGUGGAUCAAGAGUUGGAUCAAGAUGAUGAACGGGAUUCUAUACCAGAGUCCAUAGGAUCCAAUGGUGGGCAAGAUAGUGUCAGCUGCCAUGAUUCUUCACCAGAAUCAGACCAUGAAGUUCAAGGUGCAGAGGACACGCUACCAAUACCCAGAAGAGCCAAUAGAGACAGACGUCCACCAGCUAGAUUUCGAAGUGGAGAAUUUAGUAUGCUCCAAACAGCAUGUACUCCGGAAUCUACUUGGAGAGAGAAAGCUACUUUUCUGCAGGCUUUGGCAGAAAGUGAUUUUUUUCUCAAGAGCUCCUAG